Messenger RNA from Penicillium alfredii, 267 nucleotides. RefSeq lists its product as uncharacterized. NCBI's taxonomy places the organism in Eukaryota, Fungi, Ascomycota, Eurotiomycetes, Eurotiales, Aspergillaceae. The record is from RefSeq and is a predicted model, not a curated record. The transcript has a single exon. The coding region runs from base 1 to 267 and encodes 88 amino acids.
AUGCCAUUUCCACAUUGGCUAGUACUGCCAGUAUCAUUUCCCGUGCGCGAGUCGACAAGACAACCCGUGUUGACCUCUCUUGACCCUAACCUUGAACAAACGGAUCCGAUUGUGCAAGGAGAGAACCGGGUCAUUCCGGCAGUUGACGACGGAUUCAUGAUGUAUUCUCCGUCUGCAUCACACGUGGAGGAGGAGAGCGGGCAGCAGUCUGUGGACGAGGAUCCACAUGUAGCUGAGGUGCAAUCGUGGACGGCGCCCAUGGUAUGA